Molecule: messenger RNA, 1183 nt
Organism: Nicotiana tabacum (common tobacco)
Lineage: Eukaryota; Viridiplantae; Streptophyta; Magnoliopsida; Solanales; Solanaceae
Source: RefSeq, a predicted model, not a curated record
CAUGAGAUAUUGGAUGAAGAGUUGAUUAGGAUGAAAGAGGAGAAUAAGAAGCUAACAACAAUACUAACAACUUUGUGUGAGAACUACAAUUCCUUGCAAACUCACCUAAUUGAAUUGCUGCAAAAACACAACUCAGAGGAUCACAAUUCCAAAUUAUUAUCAAGAAAAAGAAAGGCUGAAGAUGAUCACAGUUGUGCUAAUUCAGAAAUCAUAUUUGAAGAAGCAUCACCUAAGAGGCCAAGGGAAAUCAGAACCAAUGUUUCAACUGUUUGUGUAAAAACUACUCCCUCCGAUCAAAGUGCAGUGGUGAAAGAUGGAUAUCACUGGAGAAAAUAUGGUCAAAAAGUCACAAGAGAUAACCCUUCACCUAGAGCCUACUAUAAGUGUUCUUUUGCACCAUCAUGCCCAGUCAAGAAGAAGGUGCAAAGAAGUGUUGAAGAUCCAUCAGUUUUAGUAGCUACAUAUGAGGGGGAGCACAACCAUCCUCUCCCAUCCCAAGCUCAAGUUACAGUGCCAUUAAUUAACCAAAAUGUUACAACAAAUCCUACAUUUCUGAACAAAUUCAUGGAAGACAUUGACACAACUUCACUACAGCAAGAUUUAGUCGCACAAAUGGCAUCUUCCUUGACCGAGAACCCUAGUUUCACAGCUGCAGUUGCUGCAGCCAUCUCCGGGAAUUUUUUUGAAUAUGAUUAAUUAGGUUUCAAAUGAAGCAAAGUUACAGUUACUCAGACGGUUUCUGUUUUUUCAUUGAGAUUGAAAUGAACCUAAUCUAAAUUUACCAUUUUGAAAGGAUGUUUUCUUUGCUAUAAUAACUGUUUCUUAGUUCUAUUUUCCUAAUAUUUGGCCUGUACUAGAAUAAAUUUACGGAACAGUAAAGACAAUAUAUAUAGGGCAAAAUAUUGUCUUUAGUAUUCUGUAAAGUCAAUCUUGGGAGCAGAUAUUAGGAUUGAUUCAUAAAUAUAUACGCCAUAAUCGCAUAAGUUUACAUGACAUAUAAAAAAGAAAAACCGUUAUAAAUGAUUUUUGUUAUAAAUAGAAUUGUAUUUAAGGUGAAUGUCUAUAUUUAGAGAAAUUUUAGGCUUUCUUACUUGGUGGCUAAGUCACUUUUUUCGAGAGGUUUUAUUCCAUUGUAAUUCAUCCCAAAAUUAAUAAAAACCCUCUCUCUCUCUCUUUUCUGCAA